Molecule: messenger RNA, 1311 nt
Organism: Ceratina calcarata
Lineage: Eukaryota; Metazoa; Arthropoda; Insecta; Hymenoptera; Apidae
Product: meiosis-specific nuclear structural protein 1
Exons: 5
Coding region: 11-1285 (424 amino acids)
Source: RefSeq, a predicted model, not a curated record
GUGAAUAAAAAUGAUUAAGGAAGAUGAGGAAAGUACCCAGAGGAUUAAAGAUCGGAAAGAAGCGGAGUUGGAAAUGCGGCGAACAGCGAUGGAAACGAAAUCCAAGAAGAAGCGAGAAUUGCGUCGACUGCACAUCGAACGCAAGGAGGCAACCGAAGCAGCCAGAGUGCAACGAGAUAAAGAGGUGGCCGAGGCGAAAGUUCGUCAACACGAACGCAUGCAGCGAUUAGCCGCGGAGCUUUCGUGCCGUAAACAUUUCGAGCUCCAGGAGUUUUACAAGAAACAGAAGGAAAGAUCCACUGCAUCAGUGGUUACGAUGGAAGCGUUGGGAAAGGUACAAACGGAACUGUGCACGCCGAGGAAAGGAGAGGACGUGCUGCCUUCCACGUUGUCCUGCCCGUGGAACUACGAGGAGGAGUCUGAGGCGAAGAAGCAUGAACGAAAACUGAAUUACAAGCGGGAUCUCCAAAAUCAGAUGAUCGAUAAUCAACGUAGAUUUCGCGAGGAGGAAGAGGAGAAGCAUCGGGAGAGGAAGAUAAUGGAGGAGGUCGGGGAAGUGCUACAUAGAGAGAAUUUGGAGGCGGAGAAAGCGAAGAAAGGUACUGCCGGUCUGCUGCAAGAUGAAAGAGACGCUUUCUUAAAGGCUCGACAAAUCUGGAAGGAGAAGAGGAGGGAAGUUCUGAAGCAGGAGUUCGACGAGAUUGCACGUAUAAUCGCUGAAAAGGAAGCUCAGCAAAAGAAGGAGGCAGAGGGGAAGAGCGAUACUCAGGCGGUAAAGGAUGUCGUGCUGGAAAAGCUGAUGGCUAAGUUGAUGGAAGAGGAGCGGAAGCGGCUAGAACGGGAAGAACUCUGCCGCGAGCUGUAUUUAGCGGAGAAAGAUGACGAGCUGUCGAAGGAGAUGGUUAAGCAGGCAGUGCAAAAGAGACGCAUUGCGAGAGAGCUUCGGCAAGAAAUGGCGAGGAAUCAGAAGGCCAUAGCUGAGAAGAAGGCGAAGGAGGAUGCGAUCGACGCUGCUUUCGCUAAGUAUUUAGCGGAUGAACAAAAGAAGCGAGAGGAAGCUGAGAGAAUAAAGGAGCAAACACGUCGACGAAAUGUCGUUCAAUACAGAAAUGAACUGCGGGAGAUGAUGGCGGAGAAGGCGAUACAACGCGCGAAGGAAGCCGAGCCUAUACCGAUGCAAACAGGACCGUUCAUAACUGACGAGAAACGUAAAGUGAAGUGCUACUCGGAAUCGACUUUUCAAACGUUCAAAUCGCAAGACAUUAAAAAUGAUCUGUACAAUUAGAGUGUGUAACUCUACGUCUGGUUUAU